Molecule: messenger RNA, 3603 nt
Organism: Paraglomus occultum
Lineage: Eukaryota; Fungi; Glomeromycota; Glomeromycetes; Paraglomerales; Paraglomeraceae
Source: the annotation of a GenBank genome assembly
AUGUUUCUAUACAACAUCACUCUCCAACCACCAGCAUCAAUCAACUGCGCAGUAGUAGGACACUUUUCAGGCACAAAACAACAAGAAAUAGUAAUAUCAAGAGUAACACGAUUAGAGUUAUGGAGAGUGGAUCCAACAACUAGAAAACUACAGACGCUGUUGACUCAAGACGUAUUUGGAAUAAUAAGAUCGCUAACACCAUUUAGAUUAACUGGUGGAUCAAAAGAUUAUAUAAUCGUUGGAUCAGAUUCGGGGAGAAUAGUGAUAUUGGAAUAUAAUCCUCAGAAAAAUAAAUUUACCAAAGUUCAUCAAGAGACAUUUGGCAAGUCGGGAUGCAGACGGAUUGUGCCAGGACAGUACCUCGCUGUUGAUCCAAAAGGGCGAUCUGCAAUGAUCGGUGCAAUCGAAAAACAGAAACUGGUCUACAUUCUCAAUCGUGACUCGGCCGCGAAUCUCACAAUAUCAUCUCCGCUGGAAGCUCAUAAAUCUCAUACUAUUGUGCAUCACUGCAUAGGAUUGGACGUGGGAUAUGAAAAUCCUGUGUUUGCUUGUUUGGAAGUGGAUUAUUCAGAGGCUGAUCAAGAUCACACGGGAGAGGCUUUUAUUAGUACUGAGAAGAUGCUGACUUACUACGAACUGGAUUUAGGGCUGAACCACGUGGUGAGAAAAUGGAGCGAUCCUGUUGAUGCAAGAGCUAAUAUGCUAUUCCCAGUUCCUGGCGGCAACGACGGUCCCUCUGGCGUACUCGUUUGUAGUGAAAACUUUAUAACCUACAAGCACCAACGGUCACCCUCCCUCCGCAUUCCUAUACCUCGUCGCCACAGCCCACUUGAAGAUGCUAGUCGUGGCCUUAUCAUCGUUUCCGGUGUAAUGCACAAGAUGAAGGGAUUCUUUUUCUUCCUACUUCAAAGCGAAGAGGGCGAUGUGUAUAAAGUCACAUUGGAAUAUGACAGUGAUACAGUUACAGAAGUCAAAAUUAAAUAUUUUGAUACGCUACCGGUUGCAGCGUCGUUAUGUAUUUUACGAGCGGGUUUCUUGUUUGUUGGUGCCGAGUUUGGAGACCACCGUCUCUACUCUUUUACUUCCCUGGGUGAUAACACUGAUGAGCCAGAAUACUCUAGUUCCGAUUUUAAUUCUCAAGACGAUACCGAUCCGUCAUUCGUUUAUUUUGUGCCACGCGAGCUUCGGAAUCUUGAAUUAGCCGAUACGCUCGAAAGUUUGUGUCCAUUGACUGAUGCCAAGGUAUUAAAUUUGACGGAUGAUGACACACCACAGAUUUAUGCUCUUUGUGGAAGGGGAGCAGGAAGUAGUUUUAGGAUAUUAAGACAUGGACUGGAGGUGAGCGAAAUUGCUGUUUCGGAAUUGCCUGGGAAUCCGAACGCGGUUUGGACUACAAAAUUGAGAGAUCAAGAUGAAUAUGACGCAUAUAUAAUUGUAUCCUUUGUAAAUGCGACGUUGGUAUUAUCUAUCGGGGAAACGGUUGAAGAAGUCACCGAUACCGGCUUUCUUUCCACUACACCCACAAUAGAUGUUCACCAAUUGGGCGAUGAUGCAUUACUCCAGAUUUACCCACAAGGUAUCCGGCAUAUUCGCGCCGAUCGUCGUGUAAAUGAAUGGCGUACACCUGGGAAUCGAGCUAUAGUGAAAGCAACUACUAACAAAAAUCAAGUAGUAAUUGCUCUUACUGGCGGCGAAAUUGUAUAUUUCGAACUUGAUAACCAAGGACAAUUGAAUGAAUAUCAGGAUCGUAGGCAGAUGAAUGUAAAUGUUAAUUGUUUGGCUGUCGGCGAAGUGCCCGAAGGACGUAAGCGAGCAAAAUUUUUGGCUGUCGGAUGUGCUGAUAAUACAGUGCGAAUAAUUUCUCUUGACCCAGACAGCACGCUGGAAAUCCUCAGUACCCAGGCUUUAACCGCGCCACCAUACUCUCUCUCGAUAAUUGAAAUGUUUGACAUUGGCACGGAUGCAGCACAUGGCACCUUUUAUCUCAAUAUCGGACUCCAAAACGGCGUUCUUCUUCGUACGGUUCUAGAUAAUGUCACUGGACAAUUAACAGACACACGCCAACGUUUUCUUGGAGCUCGACCAGUGAAAUUGUUUCAUGUUCGAGUCCAAAAUGCGCCAGCAGUGCUCGCAUUGUCUAGCCGGCCGUGGUUGAGCUACACUUUCCAGUCCCGGCUGCACUUGACCCCCUUAUCAUAUGAUUUGCUAGAGCAUGGUUCAAACUUCACAUCACCACAAGUGCCAGAAGGCAUUGUGGCUAUUUCUGCGAACACUCUAAGGAUAUUUACUGUCGAGAAACUUGGGACAGUGUUCAAUCAGGCUUCCCUGCCGCUAAAAUAUACCCCUAGACAUUUUAUCAAUCAUGCGCAGUCGAAAAACUUUGUGAUUAUUGAAACGGAGCAUAACACUUAUUCUCCGAGUGAGAAAGAGAAGGUGUUAAAGACAAAGGAAGCUGAGGGAGUCGAAAUUGAUGAGAAAGUUGUUAAUUUACCACCAGAUACAUUUGGAUUACCAAAGUAUGAGAGCGGAAAAUGGGCGUCUUGUAUCAGAGUCGUGAAUCCGUUCCAGGGAGAGACGACGCAUUUGAUUGAACUGGAGGAAAAUGAGGCAGCGUUUAGUAUUGCGACAGUGAGUUUCCAUAAUCACAGUAAUGAAACGUUUCUUGUCGUUGGUACUGCAAAGGAUGCCAAUCUUGCCCCGAGAACUUGCACAUUUGGUUUCAUCCACGUCUAUAGAUUUAUUAACGAGGGAAACCAACUCGAACUUGUCCAUAAAACAUCUGUUGACGAUAUACCAAUGGCACUUUUAGCAUUCCAAGGAAGGUUGCUGGCAGGAGUUGGAAAGGCUUUAAGAAUAUAUGACUGUGGGAAACGGAAAUUGUUGCGUAAAUGCGAGACAAAGGCUAUUCCCAACUGUGUAGUCGGUCUCCAUACACAAGGCAAUCGUAUCAUAGUCAACGAUAUCCAAGAAUCUAUUCACUAUGCUUCAUAUCGCCCGCAUGAUAAUCGUAUAAUCAUAUUCGCCGACGAUACUACGCCUCGAUGGGUCACUACCUCGGUAAUGGUAGAUUAUGACACUAUAGCGGGCGGGGAUAAGUUUGGAAACUUUUUUAUCGACAGAUUACCGUCCGAGACUAGUGAAGAAGUGGACGAAGAUCCAACCGGUAACAAGAUUAUGUACGAAAAAGGAUAUUUAAUGGGAGCUCCUCACAAGAUUCAAAUCGUAUGCCAGUAUCACGUAGGCGAUAUCCUAACAUCCUUGCAACGCACAACGCUUGUGGCUGGUGGGAGAGAAAUACUCCUCUAUACCGGCUUUAUGGGUAAUAUUGGUGUAUUCGUCCCGUUCAUAACCAAAGAAGAUGUCGAUUUCUUCCAAACACUUGAAAUGCACAUGCGUCAAGAAGCUCCUCCCUUGGCAGGCAGAGAUCAUCUGAUGUACAGAAGCUUCUACGCUCCGGUGAAGGCAGUAAUUGAUGGAGAUUUGUGUGAGCAAUAUAAUUUAUUACCAAUGGAUAAGAAGAGAGCAAUUGCUCAAGAGUUGGAUAGAACGCCGGCCGAGAUACAAAAGAAAAUCGAAGAUAUGAGAGUCUUGGCAGCGUUUUAG